AUGUCUCCCUCGCUCUACGACUACGGUACCGACGCCUUGCAGCUCUCGCCUUCGACGACUUGCAUGUCACCUUUCUCGCCCUCAUCGACUUGGACGACAGGAGACGUCGCCAGCGAGCCGCACUUCCUCCACCUCGACGUUCAAGCGUCCACCUCCGUUCCUGCGUCCGCCCCAAAAGCCGUCCCCGUCUUCGUCCUGCCCGCUCCUUCGUCGUCCCCUUCUGUCGGUCAAAUGACGCCCGGCGAUGUCCUUGGCGCCAGCGAAGGCUCCACCCACGCAAGUCGCUUGACGACUCCUUCCGUUGUUACCUCGUUCGACGCCGCUGUCGCGAAGCUCAAGGAGUCGACGGCGUCUCCUAAACCUGUGAAACCGGCGCCUCAGCCUCGUCGCAGGUCGGCAAGGACGAAGAAGGCGACGGCCGCCGCUUCAGCCAAAGGAGCGCCGGCCAAGAAGGAACCCCUCUUCCUUCCCGACCCUCCCUCGCCGGUCUCGCCUCUCUUGCUCGACUACACGGGUCUCCCAGCGCCGACCGACUUCCCCGCCGCACCACCCACGCCCGUCUCGCCCGCGCCAAAGCGGAAACGCUCCAAGGCGUCGAAACCGGGUCACAUCCCCCGCCCGCGCAACUCGUUCAUGAUCUACCGCUCCGCUCAGAUUAGGGCUUUGUCGGACUUUGUCACGCCGUCCGGUCAGCGACUGCCUCAGUCGGAUCUCUCUCGCAUGAUUGCCUCGAUGUGGCGCGAAGAGACCCUCGAGGUCAGGGAACGUUACGCUUGCCAAGCGGACGAGGAGAAAGCCGAGCACUACCGGCGACACCCUGACUACCGCUACCAGCCUGCAACUUCGCGUAGGAAGACCGGUGACGGCGAUUCGUCGAACCUCGACAAGUCGCACGGGCCGAUGGUCUUCCCUCCCAGUCCGCCCGCCAGCGUCUCGUCCUUGGGCUACACGACCCCUUCAGUACUCUUGCCGCCGCUCUCGCUCACCACAUCCGAGGCCUCGUCCGACUCGACUACCCCGACCACACAGCUGUUGUCGCCCUUCUCGACUUGCGACUCGCUCCCGACGCCUUCGCCAGCGGCUUCGGAGGCCUGGUCGCUCUUCCGCUCGACGCCCAUGACAUGGUUGGAGACGCCUGUUGAAGGAGGCGCGCCCUGGCCAACGGCAGUCUGCGAGCGGUCGGCGCCGGAGUUCCACCAACCAGCUUUCUUGGACUUCUCCUUCGCCCUCUCGCCGCCAUUCAAUAGUUUCAUCGCCGGCGCCGACGCAGGCGAGCUCGCCCUCCCGACUCCGCCCUUCGCCUUCGAGGAGGUCGUCGUCGAAGGAAUGGACCAGUGGCUCGCGGCGCCCAACCCGUUCGACUCGUCUUCGCCCCAGCAGCACUUCCCGCUCUCCCCAUCAUUGACGCCAACCAUCGGCUGCUCCGCAUCGCCACAAGAGCCGUUCACCUUGCUCGGCCAGUAG
Rhodotorula toruloides NP11 is the source of this 1464-nucleotide messenger RNA. RefSeq names its product HMG box factor. The coding region runs from base 1 to 1464 and encodes 487 amino acids. Lineage: Eukaryota; Fungi; Basidiomycota; Microbotryomycetes; Sporidiobolales; Sporidiobolaceae. The transcript has 3 exons. The record is from RefSeq and is a predicted model, not a curated record. Gene Ontology annotation, molecular function: RNA polymerase II cis-regulatory region sequence-specific DNA binding; DNA-binding transcription factor activity, RNA polymerase II-specific. Gene Ontology annotation, biological process: regulation of DNA-templated transcription; anatomical structure morphogenesis; cell differentiation.